This is a messenger RNA of Drosophila bipectinata, 617 nucleotides long. RefSeq names its product under-developed (gene udd). The record is from RefSeq and is a predicted model, not a curated record. NCBI's taxonomy places the organism in Eukaryota, Metazoa, Arthropoda, Insecta, Diptera, Drosophilidae.
CACAUAUAUCGAUAUUCCAAAAGAAAAAACUAUCGAUUGUCUCACAGCUAGAACAUAUGUUAAAAUAACGCUUAAAUUUUGUUUCAGGAUAGACGUACAAAAUGAAGACCAAAACAAAGGAGUCGAAGAAGAAGGCUCGUCAACUAGCCCAACGAAAAGUAUCCGCCAAAUCAAAGGAAGUGAAGAAGAUGCCUAAAGAAGUUGGAGGAAAAUUAUCCGCCCAACACUUUCCCCCAGCCAGGAUACCAAAAAAUGUCCUGCAGCGAACUCUGACCAUCGCCAACGACUCCACUGACGCUUUUUGGCUGAACAUAAAUGUGGGGUGUACUCCCUCGGUCAGCUAUGAGAUGACGGUCGAGUCUGAAUUUAGGCGUUCCCUCACCUACGACAAGUUGCACCUGGCCCGAAGUUGUCUACUGCAACGGGACUACAAGAACCUGGCCAAGCUGCUCACCUCAAAUCUUUACGGCGAAACCGCUCUGCAAAAAAAUGGAUACCAGGUUUUCUCCGAAUACGCGUCUCUGCUACAAAAAUUCACCAAAAUUAAACAAUCAGCGCAGGGCAUAACGCCAUCACCCGACAUCUUUAAGGACUUGGAAUAAUAAAAGAGCACUGCU